Messenger RNA from Pistacia vera, 1950 nucleotides. Its product is annotated as phosphoribosylaminoimidazole carboxylase, chloroplastic-like. Gene Ontology annotation, cellular component: chloroplast. Bases 179 to 1603 code for a protein of 474 amino acids. The transcript is spliced from 15 exons. Gene Ontology annotation, molecular function: ATP binding; metal ion binding; phosphoribosylaminoimidazole carboxylase activity. The record is from RefSeq and is a predicted model, not a curated record. Lineage: Eukaryota; Viridiplantae; Streptophyta; Magnoliopsida; Sapindales; Anacardiaceae. Gene Ontology annotation, biological process: 'de novo' IMP biosynthetic process.
GAUCAUACACCUGUUCAUGGAUUAUCUGAGAUGAUUGUUGGUGUUCUUGGAGGAGGACAAUUAGGUCGAAUGUUAUGCCAAGCGGCUUCACAAAUGGCUAUUAAAGUCAUGGUUUUAGACCCACUUGAAAACUGUCCGGCGAGUGCACUUUCUUAUCAUCACAUGGUUGGUAGUUUUGAUGAUAGUGCUACGGUUGAGAACUUCGCGAAGAGUUAGAUGUGGAGUGUUGACUGUUGAGAUUGAACAUGUUGAUGUCGCUACAUUGCAUAAGCUUGAACAACAAGGAGUAGAUUGUCAACCUAAAGCCUCUACCAUUCAGAUAAUCCAAGAUAAAUUCCUCCAAAAGGUCCAUUUUUCUCAGCAUGGAAUUCCACUUCCUGAGUUCAUGCAGAUAGAUGAUCUUGAAGGUGCUAGGAGAGCAGCUUGUCAGUUUGGCUACCCUCUUAUGAUCAAGAGCAAAAGGUUAGCCUAUGAUGGGCGUGGCAAUGCUGUUGCCAAGAGUGAAGAGGAGCUUUCUUCUGCAAUAAACGCGCUUGGAGGAUUUGAUCGUGGUUUAUAUGUUGAGAAAUGGGCACCCUUUGUCAAGGAGCUGGCUGUCAUUGUCGCAAGAGGAAGAGACAAUUCUAUCUUGUGCUACCCUGUUGUUGAAACAAUUCACAAGGAAAACAUAUGCCACAUAGUCAAGUCACCUGCUGUUGUGCCAUUGGAAACUAAGAAACUUGCCAAUGAUGUUGCUUACCGAGCUGUUAGUUCAUUGGAGGGUGCUGGUGUGUUUGCAGUGGAGUUAUUUUUGACGAAUGAUGGACAGAUUUUACUAAACGAAGUGGCUCCUAGAGUUCACAAUAGUGGUCACCACACAAUUGAGGCUUGUUACACCUCACAAUUUGAGCAGCAUUUGCGUGCUGUUGUUGGCCUUCCGCUUGGUGAUCCAUCAAUGAAAUGUCCAGCUGCUAUCAUGUACAAUUUACUGGGUGAAGAUGAGGGGGAGCCUGGUUUCCGUUUAGCUCAUCAAUUGAUUGAGAGGGCUUUGGGUACUCCAGGUGCUAGUGUUCAUUGGUAUGAUAAGCCAGAAAUGAGAAAGCAGCGGAAGAUGGGUCAUAUAACUCUUGUGGGGCCAUCUAUAGGCACACUAGAAGCACGGCUAAAUUCGAUGCUGAAGGAAAACAGUUGUGGUUGUCCAUCUGUAGACACCCCGUCUGUUGGAAUCCUCAUGAGCUCUGAUUCAGAUCUUCAUGUGAUGAAGGAUGCUGUGAGGAUAUUGAGCAUGUUUGGUGUAGCUAAUGAGGUAAGAACAGUUUCAGAACAUCAGACUCUGUUUUCUUAUGCCUCAACUGCUCAGCAGCGAGGCAUUCAAAUUAUCAUUGCUGGUGAUGAUGGCCACUUGCCAGGUAUGGUUGCUGGCCUUACUAGCUUACCUGUUAUCAGUGUCCCUAUUCGCUCUUCUGAAUUGGAUGGAAAGGAGUCAGCGGAUGACCCUGUUGCAAGAGUUGCAGUAAAUGACGCGAAAAGUGCAGCUUUUUUCGCAGCAAAGACAUUGGGGGUUGUCGGUGAUGCUGACCUACUUGCAAGAGUGAACCGGUAUCAGGAAGACAAGAAACAGUGACUCGACAAAACCAGAUAAGCAUUAGGAAUGAACAACAUAAGAUAUGAAUUAUAUUAGAGCUACAAUUUUUCGGAUGCAUACGAUUGUUUUGAGGAUCACUCAAAUUCAGUUAAAAGUAAAAUUAUUAGUAAAGCCUAAUGACCUUGCAAGCUAAUCUUUUAUCUUUUUGGUCUUUACAGACUACAGUAUUACACAGGUUUUCUGCUAUCUUUCUGUAUAAGUUCGGGGAAAGCAAAUUGCUUUGCUGAAUCAAGAACUCUGUUAUUGAGAAUAUGUUCUAUCUUACAAUAAUGAAUUUUUAUUUGGAUUAUACGGUCAAAAAUAUAAACCUACCUCAUUCUGUUAUA